Molecule: messenger RNA, 1785 nt
Organism: Dictyostelium purpureum
Lineage: Eukaryota; Evosea; Eumycetozoa; Dictyosteliales; Dictyosteliaceae
Exons: 2
Coding region: 1-1785 (594 amino acids)
Cellular component (GO): nucleus
Molecular function (GO): metal ion binding
Source: RefSeq, a predicted model, not a curated record
AUGGCUGAAACAGAAGAAGAAUUAAAAGAAAAGAUAAUAAGAUUAAAUAAUUUAAUAGCCAUAAAAAAAACACAGCAAGAGCAAGAGAAAUCACAACCCCAAAAACAACAAAAUAUUAUACAGCAACCACAACACCAACCCCAACAUAAACCGAUUUUUAAUAAACUCCCAAUACUUAAACAAAAACCAAUUAUUAAAACUGGAAGUGUCGUAUUUAAUAAACCUGCAAGCACCUUACCCACACCACCAAAACCCUCGACCCCUGCUAUUAAAACUGGAAGCGUAUUUAUUAAUAAAAAUAUAACAUCCCCACCAAUACCGAAACCACCAGCACCACCAAAAAGACCCUUUAUCAAAACUGGAAGUAUUGUAUUUAACAAAUCUACAAAUAUUACAGCAUCAACAUCACCAAUACCGAUUAAAACUGGAAGUGUUGUAUUCAAUAAAACUACACCAGCUUCACCAAAACCCUCAACCCCCACUAUUAAAACUGGGAGCGUUAUAUUCAACAAAGCUGCUCCAUUAACACCUCCAUCUGUAAAUAUUAAUAAACCCCCUCCACCCCAAACAAAAUCAAUUCAACAAAAUGUAAUCUUUAGUGGAUAUAGACCAAAUUUAAACACCAAACCGUUAGGCUUUAAAAAACCAAUUUUAACACGACCCAUAUUAUAUUCAACUUUUAAAAAACCUUUAUCAAGUUUAUCGAUUUCAAGAAUGUACAAUAAUAAUAUUAAAACAAACACUUUAAAAAUUAGACAACAACAACAACAACAACAAAAACAAAUACUUCUUUUAAAGAAAUUACAAAACAAAAGAUUAAUAAUGGAUAAAAUAAAAAAAGGAAAUGCAUAUAACCCAAACUUUAUCAUAAAUAAACCAAAAGUUAUAGACUCAAUAUUCAUUAAAAAAGGAAAUAGUUUAGUUAGAAAGGAACUGGAUGAUAAAUAUGUUACAAUAGGUAAUAAACUAAUUAGACAAUCAAAUGAAAGUGAUAACAAGAAUAAUAAUACCACUACCACCACCACUACCACCUCAUUAUCAAUACCAAAAAUAACUAGACAACCAAUAAGAAAAAUUAUAAAAUCACCACCACAAUUUAAUAACACUAUACAUAAAAAUAAUAAUAAAAAAAUUAGCGAAAAAAUUAAAGAGGCAAUUGAAAGAAAAAAGAAGAUUGAUAAUUUAGAAAAGAAAAAGAAAAAAAAGAACUAUUGUUUAUUUUUUACACGUUUUGGAAAGUGUAACAAAGGAGAAAAAUGCACAUAUGAACAUGACCCACAAAGAGUUAGAGUUUGUACCAAAUUUAUAUCGGCAAGUGGCUGCGACGAUGUUGAAUGUAAACUUAGACAUCCAAAAGACUUAGAUUAUGAACAAAUGCCAAUUUGUCACAUGUAUUUAAGAGGUGUAUGCAUGAACGAUCCAUGUCCAUAUUUACAUGUCAAAUUUUCAAAAGAUACCGAAAUUUGUCCAGAUUUCCUUUUGGGCUAUUGUCCAAAUGGAUCAAAAUGCAAUCUUCAACAUAUUUAUAUAAAUUCAAAAAAGAAUUUCAAAGAUAACAAUAACAGUACCGAUAAUGGUGAUACCAAGAUCCAAGAAAAAGAGACCCAAAAUAUUAAAAAAAGAAAAAAAAAUGAUAUUGAUGUAAGUAGUAACAGCAAUCAAGACAAUGAUGGAAAUGAAGAAAAUGAAGAAAACGAUGAUGAUGAAGACAACUCCUUUUUAAUCUUAGGUCGACCAAACAAACGCCAUUUUAUAGAUGGCGAUCAACAAUCAUUUUUAUUUUAA